This is a messenger RNA of Corythoichthys intestinalis (scribbled pipefish), 6708 nucleotides long. It is a transcript of the gene kdm8, whose product is annotated as lysine (K)-specific demethylase 8. The transcript is spliced from 9 exons. Gene Ontology annotation, cellular component: nucleus. Gene Ontology annotation, molecular function: histone H3K36 demethylase activity. The record is from RefSeq and is a predicted model, not a curated record. Lineage: Eukaryota; Metazoa; Chordata; Actinopteri; Syngnathiformes; Syngnathidae. Bases 225 to 1454 code for a protein of 409 amino acids.
CUUCUGGUUGUCAACAUGGAAGCUUCGCGUGAAGUUUUCUGAGUUUUUCCAUAGAUUAUUUUGCCGCGUUCCUUUCGCGAUUAAUUCCAAAUAAUUAUUUAACGACCUUUUUGCAUUUUAUGUAAUUUAUUCAAUUUGUUAUCUCCACGCUCAAUGGCGUUACCGGGCGUCACUUCAUAGGGCAUUCAGCGAAAUUGUGGAGCUUUCGAAAGACCUCCUGAUCAAUGGCAGCCUCAGUGUGGUCCAAGAUAUCCGAUGCUCUUCCUCCAGAUGAGGAGCACUUUCCGCUGCAAUUCAGUGAAAAGGUGCAUGCAAGCAUUUUGGAAAUAAUGAAAAGAUCCAGAUGUCAACUCUACACCAAUGCCCCUGCCUCCAGCCGCCUGCUCAACGCUCAGAUCGUUCUGGACGUCUCAUGGGAGAAACUUAACAUGGGAACGUGGCGCCACGUUGACAAAGAGUGGCGCCGUGUCUACUCGUAUGGGUGUCUUUUCAAGGUGUGCGCCCUGUGUCAAGAGGAACCGUCGGAGGAGGACCUUCUGCAAGCCAUCCGUACCUGUGACAUGGGCUUGCUGAUGGGAGCCGCGAUCAUGGACGACCGACUGCAAGUUUUGGUCCGGAUUCUGCAGAAAGACGUCCGGAAAGACACCAGAAAUGAGCAUACGGAGGCCAAGAGGAUCAAAUUGGCACUGCCGGAGGUUCCGCAGAUCAGAGAAGAUCUGGCAAUUCCCAGAUUAAAGUGCCCAUCUCUGGAGAGUUUCAAAGAGAACUACUUGCUCCCCCUCAAAGCGGUCAUUUUAGAGGAGACCAUUGAUCACUGGCCAGCCCUUAACCAGCACCCCUGGAGCUUAGAAUACUUGAGGUCGGUGGCGGGGUGUCGCACCGUCCCCGUGGAGGUGGGCUCCAGGUACACGGACGAGGAGUGGUCCCAGAAGCUGAUGACGCUCAACGAAUUCAUCGACCGCUAUAUUUUAAAACACAGUGACACCUCACAGGACGAAGCCAAGUCCGUCUGCGGCUAUUUGGCUCAGCAUCAGCUGUUCGAGCAGAUACCAGAGUUGAAGGAUGACAUCCGCCUGCCUGAUUACUGCUGCCUGGGCGAUGGCGAUGAGGACGACGUGACCGUCAACGCCUGGUUUGGGCCCGCCGGCACUGUGUCGCCCCUUCACCAAGACCCCCAGCACAAUUUCCUGGCUCAGGUGGUGGGGUGCAAAUACAUCCGUCUCUAUUCGCCAGAAGACUCAGACAAGCUCUACCCACACCCGUCUCAGCUUCUGCACAACACCAGCCAGGUGGAGGUUGAGAACCCCGACACAGAACGUUUUCCCAAGUUCUCCAAGGCUCCCUACUUGGAGUGCGUGCUGCGGCCCGGAGACGUGCUCUUCAUCCCCAUCCAGCACUGGCACUAUGUGCGCUCCCUUGAGCAAAGCUUCUCCGUCAGCUUCUGGUGGUCCUGAUUCAGGAGAAAAGAAUGAAAACAUCUCAGUUAUUCCACCGCCUCCGUGUAGGCUGCAUCCACGUCAUGAAUGCGCUCCGCCACGAAGAAGGAGAGCGUGCCGCUAAAGCCCAGCACUACCAUGGGCAGAAGUUGCCACGUUAGCAGCGUGGAACCGCUGUAGAAGAAUGCCCCAGCUGCGAAGACAGACUGAAUGACAAAGGAACAAAAAAAUAUACAGUAUAUUAGCCAAACUUUUAAACAUUUUUUUUCAACAAGCACACACUGGAAAACAAAUGAACUUUUGAGUUUUUAUAACUAACACUUUGCGCAUUAUUGGUCACCUGUAUGAAUUUGAAGAUGGCAAACGCGGGCAUGCUUUGUUCAGCGUAGACACACCCAAGGAUGCUGUAGAGCUGCGUGUUAAAGCAGCUGUCACCGAGGCCCAGCAGGAAACUGCACAGCAGGGCGAUGGACACGCUGCAAGGGCAUCACACUCGACGCAGUUAGCGCUCUUAGCCUGCUGUUGUGAAGUUACUUAUCGUGCUAGUAUUGGACUGAGCGGCCAGAGCCCCUGUUUCUAUGGUUAUCAUCGCGUUUUGCCCUCUUUGAUCCUUCCAUACGUUAUGUCAAGCCAAAGAGAAAACAUCAGGACAUUCAACGUUGCAGGUUUCUCUUUGAUCCAUUGUAUCUAUUCAUCAGUAUCAAUGUACCGUAUUGGCCCUGAUUAUAAGACGACCCCCUCUUUUUCAAGACUCAAGUUUGAAAAAAAUACUUUUUGAACACCAAAUAAAUUUUUAUACAAAAAAUAAUUGCAGUAAAUCUGAAAAAAACAAAUGAUUAUAACAAUAUAUUUGAGAGAAAAAGCAUGUUAUUUUGCCUCAUUCAAAUCUAAAUAUCUGAACAUUUAAUUAUGUAAACUAAAGUGCAAUCACAUUUGUGAAUGAAUGGCUUCUGGUUUUUGAAAUGGAAAUAAACUGAUCUAUUGUGAUAAAACAACAAAAUUGCAAUAACUGCAUUAACCAUCAAAGUGAGGUCUAACUGUAACUGUAUUCUUGAAACAAAUCUGAAUAAGGAAAAACAUUGCAAUAAAAUAAUGCAACCUGGUUAAACUUGAGAGUAGCUGAGAUCUAUCGUCACAGAACAUCGCUUCAAUGAUAUCUGGCGCCAUCUAGCGUCGUGAAUGUGUAUAAUGUCUAGACCCCAAAUAUAAAACGACUCCCACUUUUUCAGUCUUAUUUCAAAGCAAAAAACCUCUUAUAUCCGGGCCAAUACGGUAUUUGUCUAAAUAUACCUCGGAAUGAGAAAGGGGCUUUUGGAGGUGGUGGUGUUGAAGACCACAGGCGCAUCAUCAGGAAUGUUGAGGAAGAUGAGAUAGAAGGCCACGAAAUGAACCACCAUUCCCAGGAAGACGACCGAAGUGCGUCUGAAGCGAUUGUUCUUGCACACCAAACCAAACAAGCCUCCGCCUGGCAAGCACGGAAAAGAGAAAGUGAAUCUAUGUAUGUGACUGAAAAUCUAAGCUGCUUUCUGUUCUGACUCCAGUUCACUACUUUGAGUUCCCUGGUUACGCUAUGUCGCCAAAAUUCCUCCAUUAAGAACACCCCGCAACAUCAUCAGCGUGUUCCUCACUUCCUCUGGUCCUCAUCAAAACAUUACGUUGUGUUAUAAAUAGGGCUGUCAAACGAUUAAAAUUUUUAAUCAAGUUAAUUACAGCUUAAAAAUUAAUUAAUCGUAAUUAAUCGCAAUUUAAACCAUCUAUAAAAUAUUAUAGAUGGUCAUAUUUUUCUGUUAAUUAUUGUUGGAAUGGAAAGACACAAGAUGGAUCUAUACAUUCAACAUAAGUACUGUAUUUGUUUAUUAUAACAAUAAAUCAACAAGAUGGCAUUAACAUUCUGUUAAAGCGAUCCAUGGAUAGAAAGACUUGUAGUUCUUAAAAGAUAAAUGUUAGUACAAGUUAUAGAAAUUUUAUAUUAAAACCCCUCUUAAUGUUUUCGUUUUAAUAAAAUUUGUAAAAUUUUCAAUCAAAAAAUAAAGUAGUAGCCCGCCAUUGUUGAUGUCAAUGAUUACACAAUGCUCAUGGGUGCUGAAGCCCAUAAAAUCAGUUGCACCCAAGCGCCAGCAGAGGGCGACAAAACUCCAAAAAACACUGUGCUGUUUUAAUCUGUUUGAGCGGGGCAUGUGCGUUAAUUGUAGGGCUGCAGCUAUCGAAUAUUUUAGUAGUCGAUUAAUCGAUGGACUAGUUAGUUCAAAUAAUCGAGUAAUCGGUAAGGAACAUGAAAAAUUAAAAUACAUGAGCUGAGCCUCAAACGGUAUUUUUUUUAAAAUGAGGAUCUAUGUACAAGAAAAAAACAAUUGGCCAACUUACCUAGAAAAAGUCCGCUACCUAAACGCUAUAAAAUGCUAAAGUUUUUUUUUUGUCUUCAUUGUUACAUACAACAUGCCUAAAACAACUUUCAUGUUGAAUUGCGGUGGUAACUGAAAAAAGUUACAUUUAUCCGAUUCGAUAUCGUUUAACCGUCCGAUUAACCGAUUAUACAAAUAAUCGUUAGUAGCAGCCCUUAAGAUAAACGAUUCUAAAUAUUAUUUACGAAACGUGAUUUUAGAAAUACAGUGCUACCUCUACAGACAAUCGCCUCGACACACGAUCUCUUCGACAUCCGACGUCAAAUUUGACUCGGCAUUUGUUUCUACAUUUGACGACAUGCUCAAAAUACACGACGAUUUACGGCGGCGGCGCAAUUGAAUUAUUUUCGUGCAAGACGGCAGCGUGGCGGGUUUUCUUUCGAAAAAAAAUCAACAUGGGUACCAAGAUAGUUGGUACAAGUGGGGGGAAAAGGAAAAAGGAGAUGCUUACAAUUGAAAUUAAGACGAUUGAAAAAUAUGAGCGGGAUGUAAGCAUUAGUGAGUUGGCUUGACAAUACAGCCGGAAUAUAUCAACAAUGUCGCCGGUCAUCAAGCAGACGGAAGCUAAAAAGAUGGUAAAAGCAUCCAAGGACACUAUCCUGUUGAAACGUGGCGUUAUUUUGAAGGAGAUGGAACGCCUUUUACUUAAUUUGGAUUAAGGAUAAAGGGAUAGCUGGUGAGUCAGUCAACUGAAGCAAUAAUAUGUCAGAAAGCCUGUGCUAUUCAUCAUGACCGCCCUUGAGGGUAACGCAGAAGGGGAAAGUUCAAGCUAUCCGGCCGUCGAGGAAGAAUUCAAGGCUUCUCACGGUUGGUUCUAAAACGAAAAGAAAACAUUAGUUAUAAAGUUCCGAAGUUAAAAAGUUUGAAGUUCCUCCUCUACAUCAUUCCCCGCAGUCUCCUCUGAUCUCCGUCCAUCAGUCUCUAACAUAAGGUGACAAUAAAAAUUCAUUUUUAUUUGACAUGUGUAAUUUAAUGCAUUUGUUAAAUUAGAACUCGGCUCACCGUAUCCUCCUUCAACUACACACCCGCUGUCUCCUCCGCCUCCGUUUGCCACUCUAAGGUGACAAUAAAAAUGCUUUUUAAUUACCGUUAUUAUUAUUCCGAUUUGAAUUUAUAAUUGAAUUGUUAUGCCAUGUGUAAUUGCCAUUUACAUAAUUGUACCUGCAGUAUUUUAUCAAGGAUUAGUGUAGGUUUUUGGGCUGUGGAACGAAUUCAUUGAAUUACAAUGUAUUCCUAUGUGGAAAUCCUCCUCGACAUACGACCAUUUCGACUUACAAAGUAUCAUCAAGAUCCUUGAACGAAUUAACUUCGUAUCUAGAGUAGGAGUGUGCCACCUUAGGCACCCCAUGAUUCGAUUCGAUUCCGACUCUUGGUGCCACGAUUCGAUAAUUGAACGAUGAUUAAGGUAUUGACGAUGAUCGCGGUUAUCGCGAUUAUCACGAUUAUCGAUGCAUCAUACAUUACUAAUUAAUACAGUAGCCAAACAAAUUUAUGUACAUUAUUUAAAAUAUCCUAAUGAUUCAACAGGAUUGAUGGAAACAUGCCCAUACAACAAAAAGCUGCCCUUAAGCUGCUUUAUUCAUUUAUUUUUUACAAGAAAGUGCAAAAACAUUAGGCAUUUUAACGGGAGUACUUAUUUCUCUCAACAAUACAAUAAAAUUUACACAGGUGGAAUAAAUUCCACAUUUUCUGGAAACAAGGUAUCUUUAGAAAUGAGACAUCUUUUAAUCAAUAUACUUUGUUUUCACAGAUUUCUGUACUAUUUCGCAUGUUGUAGUGUUGCCGCUGUACUUAAUCAUGGUUUUACACGUUCUGCAUAUGAAAUACACGUUAGCGAAUUAGCUAAUUAGCUUAGCGCUCGGCGCUGACUAUUAACAUCUCAAAAACUACAACAAUUAAGGCUAAACAGUACAAGAGGGUUCGUGUACUCACCUCUUAUAGAUGCACACGGGUCUUAGCAACACACUUAGGACGUUUUUCAAAUGAAAUGCCUUAAAACUACUGCUGGACAUCUAAAAGACAAUGAGCAACGAACUAUCUCUCUUCCCCUCUUGCUCUAAAAAAUAGCUUGCGCACAAAAGCGCAACCACGGGUCCCUCUCUCAGUAAGCGGCAGCAUCCAUCAAAAUGUGCGUGCGCCUGUUAACGGUGCCCGGGCGGCAGACAUGUCUUGAAUUUCGUUCUGCUACGAGUGGCUGGCAUAAAGUGAUGAGGGAAAAUCCUGGUUUUUGAACCUUUAUGAAUCUUAAUCGAAUCGUCACGUGUCGAAUCGCGAUGCAUGUAAUAAUCGAUUUUUUUGGAACUCUUCGAAUGUAGAGGUACCACUGUAUGUGCUUUGUAUGACGUCAUUCUUGCCGCGCCGCGAUGGCACUGCAUUGCAUUAUGGGGAAUUUUUACAUUUUCUGUGUCUCACAACUAUAAGAUUGUAGAGCAUUUAAUUUGAGGACCUCUGUUUCAACCAACCGAUGAUUUCGCCCAAGCCCACCACGAUGCCCGAGAUGCCGAUAAGGCCUUUUGCCGCCUCGCCGAACUGCGUCGUGGCGCCCAGGCACGUCCCGUAGAUGCCGCUGUAGAAGGACAGCUCCAGACCUGAACCAGGAGUAAAAUGCUGAAUAAUACCAAAAGAGGCACAGUUUGGAACAGAAAUGCAAAGACUUACCGCUAUACGCCAUACAGGGACUCAGGAGGAGGAUGUUACGGGUCUUCAAGAGCUGCAGCAUGGUUUCUAUGGAGGAACACACUAUUAUUAACAUCAACAACACUCACUUUUGAUUGAUGGGUGCCAUUUGACAUAAUGCUGUCGUCUUGUAUUCUGACAAAUCAAAGGAAUUAUCAAGUUUUCACCCAGAAAACUUGCAGAGCCUGGUGGUA